Messenger RNA from Hyalella azteca, 1616 nucleotides. Its product is annotated as mitochondrial tRNA-specific 2-thiouridylase 1. The record is from RefSeq and is a predicted model, not a curated record. NCBI's taxonomy places the organism in Eukaryota, Metazoa, Arthropoda, Malacostraca, Amphipoda, Hyalellidae. Gene Ontology annotation, molecular function: sulfurtransferase activity. Gene Ontology annotation, biological process: tRNA wobble position uridine thiolation. Gene Ontology annotation, cellular component: mitochondrion. Bases 215 to 1567 code for a protein of 450 amino acids. The transcript is spliced from 9 exons.
AGAUCCGUUACAAACACUAGAGAAUUUAAUCCUGAGGAGGCUCUAGUGUUUAAAGAAGAUUUCAUUUAUUCAUUUUGGUUCAUUUCUGUAAUUUUUUACCUCCAAUGAUUGAGCUUGUUUUCAAUGUUGAGCACUUAAGCAGACCAGAUACUGUAUACCAUGUGGGAUAAUUAGAAGCCAACUUCUAUCAUAGCUUAUUAAGAUUAAAUUGAGAAUGAAGCUCACUAGAAGCCUACUGAAGAAAAUUGCGGUCGGCGUGUCUGGUGGUGUUGACAGUGCAGUGGCAGCUUGGGCACUGAAAAUUCAAGGUCACGACAUCCAUGGCGUGUUCAUGCGCAACUGGGAUUCUCUCAAUGAAUCAGACUCAGGCAAUUGCACUGAAGAUACAGAGUGCGCUGUGGCUGCAUGGGUGUGCCGCUCACUCGACAUUCCAUUCACUGAGAUGAAUUUUGUCUCGCAUUAUUGGAAUGAUGUAUUUCAGUACACCUUGUCAGAAUACACUGCUGGUCUGACCCCCAACCCUGACAUUUUGUGCAACCGCCACAUUAAGUUUGGGCAACUGGCAGAGACCUGCAGGGAGAGGCUUGGCUGUGAUUGGCUGGCUACUGGUCACUAUGCCAGAGUUGUGAGCGACAAAUCCCAAGGUACCCGUCUAUUGAAAGCCAGAGAUGAGUCCAAAGACCAAACGUUCUUCCUGAGUGCUGUUCCUCAGUCGGCUCUUGCUAGAGCCAUUUUCCCAUUAGGAGGCUUGCUUAAAAGUGAAGUUAGAGAAAUAGCAGAAGCAGUGGGACUGACAAAAGUGGCUCAUAAGAAGGACAGCACCGGCAUUUGCUUCAUUGGCAAAAGAAACUUCCAAAAAUUUAUUUCGCAGUACGUGGAGGACAGACCCGGCCGUAUGGUGGACAUAGACACCGGCGUGGUGGUGGGUGACCAUCAAGGCCGGCAUCACUGGACGCUUGGCCAGCGAUGCCACCUCGAGGCCAUCACCAAAUAUUACGUGGCCAACAAACUCCAGGACUCCAAUGAUAUUCUUGUGUGUGCAGGCUAUCACCACCCGAGCCUCUACAGUACGUCCUUCGUCACCGAUCCUCCCCAUUGGAUCAGAGGUAUCCCACCACCUCAGUUAACGAGUCAAGGCAAGGUCCUGUGUGAGUUUCGGUUUCAACGUGGGGCGCCUCUAGUCCCUUGUGUGGUGUCCUGCGCUGAGCCGGGCAGCUGCGGGGUAGGGCUGUCGAUAGCUCUGAAGGAGCCCCUACGAGUCAUCACUCCAGGGCAGUUUGCAGUUUUUUACGACGGAGAAGAGUGUCUGGGCUGUGCCAAGAUUAUCAGACCAGGUCCUUCUCUCUACGAACUCAACACCUCACACUGCAAAGACGUCAUACUCGGUCUACGACGGCACCUGCCUUCCUUGGUGUGCAGGUCACUGGGGAAAAUAAGGAGACGAGCUAAGGACACAGACGGUGCCGCUGCCGUGGCUCUUAUUGAUGAUGCUAGGGAUGCAUUUUGUAACUUGGUAGAAAAAAUUCCUUAUGACUCUGAUGUAGAUAAAUCUUCAUUUAGAAAGUAGACGAACAUUUUUGGCUUAUUGAGAAUGUUAAUACACAAAAAUCAAUCGU